Messenger RNA from Dicrocoelium dendriticum, 989 nucleotides. Lineage: Eukaryota; Metazoa; Platyhelminthes; Trematoda; Plagiorchiida; Dicrocoeliidae. The record is from the annotation of a GenBank genome assembly.
AUGCUCCCUGGUGUGGGGCCGAAGUUCACUAAACCUCUAAACUCGGUGGAAGAUUUGGAUCGUCUAAACUGGUCCGUUGAUGUGCGCAAAGAGCUAUCUUAUGUUUACGAAGCGAUCACGCUGACUCGGCAUCGUCUUGAAGGCAAGGUGCCCUUGAUCGGAUUUUCCGGUGCACCGUGGACCCUAAUGUCCUACAUGAUAGAAGGUGCUGGCUCAGCGACGCAGUCGAAGGCCAAGCGUUGGCUCUACGUACAGCCGGAUGCCAGCCACCGUCUGCUGUCUCUUCUCGCGGACACUGUGACAUCCCACUUGGUGUAUCAAGCAGUCGCCGGUGCGCAACUAUUGCAGAUCUUCGAAUCCCAUGCCGGUGUCCUCACCUCUUCACUAUUCAGCAAGUUUUCUCUUCCGUAUCUCGUCCAAAUUAUGCACGCUGUACGUAACCGUUUGAUUGAGGAUCACGGAUUCAGACCGGAUCAGCUACCGCCGUUGAUUGUGUUCGCUAAGGAUGCACAUUAUGCCCUGCAAGAAUUGAUAGACAGUGGUUACGAUGUGGUCAGCUUGGAUUGGACAAUUUGUCCCACACACGCCCGCACUUUGGCCGGGAAUAAGGUGACGCUGCAGGGCAACCUUGACCCGUGCGCACUGUACGCACCCAACUCCGAAUUGCAUGACCUUGUGGUGGACAUGCUGCAAAAAUUCCAACCCCAUCGCUACAUAGUGAAUCUUGGCCACGGUAUCUAUCCGGAUGUAGAUCCCGAAAAGGUCAAAACGCUUGUCGACUUGGUUCAUUCUUUACCGGCUGCCUCUCCUGAUUCUGACUCAGACAAAGCGCCUUCACCAAUACCCUGUGAGGUCCACGACCUGCCUUGUAUUUCUGUCGCGAAUUAAUCAGCAUCCCUAGGUAUAUUUGAUUUUUUCUGAACUUGAAGCUUGUGACGUGAUUCUUUUUCACUUAUCUACUAAAACGCUCUCACUUUAACCUCUAUCGC